Cooperia oncophora is the source of this 474-nucleotide messenger RNA. NCBI's taxonomy places the organism in Eukaryota, Metazoa, Nematoda, Chromadorea, Rhabditida, Trichostrongylidae. The record is from the annotation of a GenBank genome assembly.
AUGCGACGUAGUUACACAAUGUGUGCGACGGCAUCACGGUUUUUUCGGCAUGGUUGGUCCGCGAAACCGGCUUGUUCCACGACAGAAAUGGAGUUGCCGCCAAGACGACCUACACUUCCCUCUACUCAAUGUGUCGCCAAUCUGUCUACGGUAUCCGAUAGGAGUCAGCCUGUAGGCGAACAAACGAAUUAUGCUCCAGAUGAUCUAGUACCAGGUCCGAGCAUGUUGAAACGGAUUGUAUCAGAGCUGGAAAACGUUGGCACAACAUUCAUUCUACCAGUUACCGAUUCCGAGGCUAUGCAACAACUGGCCCAACCCCUACGGUCCCUAGUAAGUAUUGGUGUAAAACCAGAGUUUGUAAUCGAUGCAUGUACAAAGAAUCCAGGAUUGUUCCGGAAUCUCACCACAAAAGGCGACGAUGCUUGGCAGGUGUGUAGAUCUGAUUUCAAGGGUGAUUCUUCAUUGACGAGUUAG